CUCUCCUCUUCACCUCCCUCCUCUCUCUGUUUCUCUGGCAGCGGCAGAGGUGAAGCCGAGUCGCCGCUGCUCCUCGUCGCUCGGGCUCCCUGCUCCUCUAACACAGGGGGGUAAAAAAAACGGCUCUCGGAUUAUCAUCCAGCUCGAUAAACGCAACUAGCUCACCGGCUAACGGUCAGGACAGCAGCCGAGGGAAGCGCCAUGAGAAGCCGCUGGAGCCGGUGAAAGUUACUUCGGGGGACGUUAAUGCACGGAAACACACGAAGAAGACGAAGAAGUAGGUUCGCGGGUCAUGCCGUCGCACCCGACGUGGACUUUUCUCUAGGAUAUCCAAGGCUAGCUCCGCGGGCUAGCGAGGCUACAAACUCUUUUUAAUUGGCUUUCGGGCUCCAUGGCUCUCGCUCGUUUCUCCCCGUCAUAGCGAGAGCUCGGCGUGAAGGCGAACACGGGGGGACGAGAGAGAGGGAGAGAGAGGCUCCGCCGCGGAGUUCAUGACAAACCAAAGCCCGACUUUUGACGCGUUUCUUCGGAAGAAGAGAGGGGCAAAGGAGCCGAAAAUGAAGAAGCAGUUCAACCGCAUGAAACAGCUCGCAAAUCAAACUGUUGGCAGGGCAGAGAAGACUGAAGUCCUCAGCGAUGACCUCCUGCAGAUCGAGCGGCGGAUGGACCUGGUGCGCGUCGUGUCCCACAACACGCACAAGAGGAUGGUGUCGUGUCUGCAGGGACACAUCGGCGCAGACGCAGAGAAGAGACACUCCGUACCACGCCUCUAUACCGGAAACGGUCAGAAAAAGCUGCCUCUCACUGCGCUGUCCCAGGCGAUGGUGGAAGGUGGAAACCAACUGGGAGAAGACUCCUUGAUCGGGAAGAUGAUGGAAGUGUGCGGCGAGGCGGAGAACCGUCUGUCUUCAGAGCUGAUGCAACACGAGCUGCAGAUCGAGAAGGACGUUCUGGAUCCUCUGAGUCAGCUCGCAGAGGUGGACAUUCCCAACAUCCUGAAGCAGAGGAAACAGCUCGCCAAGUUAGUGCUGGACUACGAUUCUGCCAGAGCAAGAUGGUUGCAGGCAACCAAGUCAAUAAUCUCAGGAACAAAUACACAAGCACUGACGGCCAAGGCUGACCUGCUCAAGGAGGAGGUGGAUGAGGCCAUGAACAAAGUGGAGCUUUGCAAGGAUCAACUCGCUGCAGACAUGUACAGUUUCUCCUCAAAGGAAGGCGACUAUGCCUGCUACUUUGUAACGCUCUUAGAAGCUCAAGCUGAUUACCACAGAAAAUCUCUCAGUCUCUUGGAGAGUGUCCUGCCAACCAUCCAGGCUCAGCAAGACUCGUGGACCGAGAAGCCUGCGUUUGGCACCGGGCUGGACGAACACCUGAAGAGGAGCGGGCGAGAGGUCGCUCUGCCGUUAGAAGCCUGCGUCAUGAUGCUUCUGGAGACUGGCAUGAAGGAAGAGGGUCUGUUCAGAAUCGCAGCAGGAGCAUCCAAGCUAAAGAAGCUAAAGGCGGCGCUGGACUGUUCCACGUCACAACUGGAGGAGUUCUACUCCGACCCCCAUGCUGUUGCUGGAGCUCUGAAGUCUUACCUGAGGGAGUUGCCGGAACCUCUAAUGACCUUCCAGCUUUAUGAUGAAUGGAUCCAGGCGUCGAGUGUGUCGGACCCAGACAAGAGGCUGCAGGCGCUCUGGGUCGUUUGUGAUAAGCUACCAAAGAACAACAAAACCAACCUGAGGUAUCUGGUGAAGUUUUUAGCCAAACUGGCUCAGGACAGCGAGGCCAACAAAAUGACUCCCAGCAACAUCGCCAUUGUCCUGGGACCCAAUCUGCUGUGGGCCAAGACCGAGGGGACUCUGGCUGAGAUGGCUGCAGCUACCUCUGUGCACGUGGUGGCCAUCGUGGAGCCCAUCAUCCAGCACGCUGACUGGUUCUUUCCUGAGGAGGUGGAGUUUAACGUGUCGGGGAUGUUUGCGAUGCCCGUCCCCGCCUCAAACCACAACAACCACCUGGACUACGACAGCGGCACCAUCGAGAGGAAGAGGCCCGGCAGCGCGAUGGGACCAGACGGCGACACGUCACGCAAGGACAACACCACCCCUAACAAGCACUCGGACCACACCCUGCGUAGAGGCAGUAACACCUUAGGUAGAAAGCAGCACACCUCACCUGCCUUCCAGCCUCCUUUACCCCCUGUGGAGGCUCCAGCAGGGCAGGGCCCCGUGGCCGGGCCGCUCCCCCUGCCCCUGGCCGAGCCUCAGCCUCAGCCACAGGCUCCUCCAGGGGGUUCAGGGCCUGACGCGGGUCAGCAUAGCUUGGCGCAGGGUUUGGCCGCUCUCGCAGCCGCUCAGCAGCUUCUAGCCCAGCACACAGAAGAGCUCAGUAACCCAAAGCUACGAGACUCCACAGCCGCGCCGACGCCUCUGCUCCAGAGGAACGGCUCUGGAGCAGGAGGAGGAGGAGGAGCAGGAGGAGGAGGCGGCCAGGCUGCAGGACAGCUGGGCACCGGGACAUCAGGAGCCGGAUCCAUGGGGCCAAGUCCUCAUAUGAUGCGCAGAGGUACAAAGAAACAGGCUCCGCCUCCUCCCAAACCCACCAACCCUCCUCCCUGUCAGCCAUGUAAUCCACUCAACCACGCCUCCUCCUCCUCUCCGACGCCCAGACCGCUGUCCAGCCACUCCCCCACCUCGCCGUCCUCGCAUCCGUGUGCCACGCCCAGACGCCACUCCAGCAACCAGCCGCCGCUGCACGCGCCCAGCCACCCGCCGCCCGAGCCGCCCACCCAGUCCAGUCCCCCGAUGCCGCUCGCGUCGCUCGCUCAGUCCGGCGCGGACGCGUCGCCUCCGAGCACGCCGACGCCUCCGGACACGCCUCCUCCGACCUCGGCUGCCGCCGGCCAGGACGCGGCCGCUCCUCCGUCUCCGUCUCCGUACCAGACCGGCUCCCUCCCGCGACCGCGGCCCGUCCCCAAACCGCGGAACAGACCCAGCAUCCCGCCGCCGCCGCAGCCCAACACGCCGGGCGGCGACGCUAACGGAGUGUGUGCGUCUGCGCUUAAGACGACGGGUGAGUACCCGGUGAUGUCGUUUAAAGGACUGAGUCGAGUUCUGAUCCCAGAGUUCUCUGCAGAGCAGCAGCCAGCGAUGUCCUUGUCCUCCUCGUCUUCGUCCUGUUUCCUGUCUCUACCUAAAGACUGUGACCUGGACAGUGAGAGCACCGUCCUCUAAGCAGGAGACGCUGAGACGCUCUCGUCCACAAACUCCUCGCACUUUCACCUCCUCCUCUUCCUCCUCCUCCUCCUCCUCCUCCUCACUCACGCUCAUCUGCAGCUACAGCUCCCCCCGGUGGCCAUGACAGACGUCACCGCGCUCCUGGUAAACAGUGGCUGUUGCAGCAGAAUUGACGCAGUUCAUUUCUGCGAUAAUUCGUAAAAAUAAUAAACGUAGCCGUCACUCUGUUACUGAUGCAGAUUAAGUCGGUUAAAUCUACAGGAUUAUUAUUAUUAACUAAAACUGAUAUUUAACAGCGUAUUUGGACAAAAACAAGCAGUUUAAAAAUGUAAAAACAUGUUUUUUGUGAAGCUAUAAUUUACAUUUUAAAGAGUGAACGGUUAAUAAAGAAAAUGAUCAUUAAAAAAGCAAAUGUAGGUGCAGAAAUAAAAAUCACUUUUUAUUGCUUUUUUCCCUUAAACUCAACAGUUUAAGUGAUGUUAGCAGCCAUUGUUUACUUAAAGGGAUAGUUCUGGUUUUAUUUGUUAAGAAAACAGUUUUUCACAUAUUCUUCUACUUAAGUCUAUGAAUUUUCACCUUUUAUUCCAACAUUUGACAGAUUUUUCUGCCUAAAAACUGACAUUUUUUAAUCCUCUCAAUCUCCUGCACUCCAAGAAAAAAAGCGAUUUUAGCUCACGGGGAAACAGGAGCUGCUGGUCCACUGGUGCCUCGUGUGGUCACUUUGUGCCACUGAUGUAAUCCCACACUAAAGUCGUAAAAUAAGAUAUUUGAACUUAAUAAAGGAGGCAGCAGCGGAACAGCGAACGUUCACAAAGUGACAAAAACUUCACUUUCCAGCCCAAAGAAAGCUGUUAAACAAUGAGAUUAAGUGACAUAUUGUUGACUUAACACUUUCCACUUAACAAAGAUUUAAUUUAAUUAACUCUUUGUUAAGUGGAAAGUGUUUUUCCUGUUUUCCUGCUGUUGUCAGUGAGUGAAGCUCCUUCUCGGUUCCUCUCACAACCAAAAACCCCAACUAUCCCUUUAAAAAAGCAGCUCCGGACAAUCGUCAGUGUGUGAGGAGUGAGGAUUUCUGUAGCAAUACAUGGCCUCUGUCUGACAGCAGGGGGCAGUGUGGAGUGAGAUUGUGUUUUUUCUUUUUCUUUUUGCCUGAGACGAUGAAAACAUGAGGGUGAACCGAGGUCAAAAACCAAAAGUUGUUUCCUGAAGUGUAGCUGGUGACUGCAGGUUUCCAGUCGUCCCAAACACUUCCUCGUCUCCUUCCCUCCUUCCUCGUCUCCUUCCCUCCCUCCUCGCUCUUGUAUUUAUUUACCAAACAAACACAAACAUUCCCUUGUGGCUUCAGUCUUUAAAACGUAAACCACGCCUUACACGGGUUCCUCCUGUUGGAUCAGAACCUCGGCCUUUUCUAAAACUGUAUUUACUGUAAAACAAACAAAGUAAAGUCAAGUCUCCUGAGACGACAGUAUUUUCACAGGAAGACUGCGUUGUUCUUUGUUUCAGGGACGCGAGGAAAGAACGAAAGUUGUGUAAUUUAAAAUAAUGUUGAUUUUGUUUUUGUUGGGAGUGAAGUCGCCGUCUGAACGCGGUCCGUCAGUAUUUAGCUUCCCUUUGUUUUUGUCGGGACAGAAAAGACGAGAAGACGCUGUGAGCGAGUGAAUGUAGAGAAACCAGUUUAAUCCCGAACUGAAAAACACAAAAAACAGCAAACGUUUGCACUUGAUCUCGGAAAAAUUACAAAGUAAAUUAACGCGUUAUUAUGCUUCUUUUCUCAUGAUAAUCUUGGGAUUACGAAACACCUCGAUGGCGAGAUGAAUUAUUUUUAUUUCGUGAUAACGAGGUUCUCAUAAUUAGAUAAAUUAUAGAGAGUUAUAUCGGGACAAUGAGGCUUGUUUUGUCGGGAUUAUGAAGUAAAUAAAAGUGUCAUGAUGUCAUCAUGAGAGAAUAAGCGUUCUCCUGCCAAGUUAAUGUGAAAUCUUGAGAUUACGAAACUCGCUUUCCUGUGACCACAAGAUUAAUUGUGCGUUAUUUCGCGAUAACGAGGCUCGUUCUGUUGUGGUGACAGAAUAACGGUGUGUUCUCUUGUGAUAACGAGGCUCGUUUUCGCAUCAUAACGUCAUAAAUGAAUGCGAUAUCUCGGGUUUAGCCGGUUAUUACAAAAUAACGAAGCUUGUUUUUUCACAACAUAAAUUAUUGCGUUGUCUCGGAAUAAUGUUGCUUGAUUUCUCACGAUAGCGACAAAUGAUCGCAUUUUCUCACGAUAACCAUAAAUGAAUGCGAUAUCUCGGGAUUAGACUUGCUUUCUCAUGAGUACGGGAUAAAUUAAUGGGUUAUCGCGAGAUACCGACGCUUGUUUCCUGAUUACGACAUAAAUUAUCGCAUUAUCUCGGGACAAAAACUCACAAUGACAUUAUUGCGAUAUCUCGGGAUUAGACUUGCUUUCUCAUGAUUAAGACAAAAAUUGCGCUCGUUUCUUAUCACGACAUAAAUGAUUGCGUUAUUUGGGGACAGAAGGGCUGGUGCAGGCCAGCGAGUGGUUUCUUUCUUUCUUUCUUCUUAUUUUUCCCGUCUUUCUCACUGAGCUGAGAGCACACGCUGUGACGCUGUGACUCUCAGCAGUGACGUGGAGUUUGACCGUUUGUGUUUUUUGAUGUAACAGAGUUACGUCGCGGUAUCAGUGGAGAGAGUCUGAGCUGCAAAACAUGAGGAAGUCGCAUUAAAGCGUUAAAAUCCGCUUGCUGCCUUAAUCAGAAGAGUUUUUGCAUCUCCAGAAAACAAAAACAAAGAAAUGCCAUUAAACUAUAAAAAAAUGAAGAUGCUGCGUCGUUUUAAAGCUUUUUUUUUCUUUUCUGUCUGAUCAGCUUCAAUGUUGGAAUAAAGAAACACUAUGUAAUAUGAAAAGCUUGGUUAUUUCCCUCUUUUCCAAAGAAAAUAAAGUAUAUGAAGAAACUA
Solea solea (common sole) is the source of this 6170-nucleotide messenger RNA. RefSeq names its product Rho GTPase activating protein 17a (gene arhgap17a). Bases 492 to 3215 code for a protein of 907 amino acids. Gene Ontology annotation, molecular function: GTPase activator activity; protein binding. Gene Ontology annotation, biological process: positive regulation of GTPase activity; regulation of Rac protein signal transduction; signal transduction. NCBI's taxonomy places the organism in Eukaryota, Metazoa, Chordata, Actinopteri, Pleuronectiformes, Soleidae. The transcript has 21 exons. Gene Ontology annotation, cellular component: intracellular anatomical structure; cytosol; cytoplasm. The record is from RefSeq and is a predicted model, not a curated record.